This is a messenger RNA of Paramormyrops kingsleyae, 4459 nucleotides long. RefSeq names its product TBC1 domain family, member 30 (gene tbc1d30). Gene Ontology annotation, cellular component: endoplasmic reticulum. NCBI's taxonomy places the organism in Eukaryota, Metazoa, Chordata, Actinopteri, Osteoglossiformes, Mormyridae. The record is from RefSeq and is a predicted model, not a curated record.
GUUGGCAGUGGCGUCUAACCCACAGAAAAGUUUCAGCCCAGACUGUACUAUUCACCCCCAGGAGGGGAGUGAGCCUAGCCGCCGAAGUUUGAGAAGGGAAGGAAAACAAGGGAAGGGAAGCCUUAAGCGAACGAGCCCAACCUCGCGAAGGAGUGGAAUGGAAUGCACCAGGAUCCGGACCUGCUCGGCGCGGCUCGCAGUCUCUUCGGGCGCUCGGUGUACCUGUGCGCUUAUUAUGGUGCUGUAAACACUUACACUGUAACAGUUACCCUGGUCCCGAAACGACACUAAACUGGGCUCGUCUCAAGUUAAAGCAAGGGAGAUACUGGAGACAUGGCGUCUCAGGCAGAAGUAGGUGAGGGCGAACUUUUGGAAAUUGACAUAUGCGAAGGUGAGAUCCUUUCCGAGGAGGAGAGCGGCGUUUUUGUCAACCUGGCCACGUCGUACUCGGACGGGCUCCCUUUAUUUGGCCAGUGGGCAGUGUCGGGCCACGUAGGUCAGCCCGGGGAAAGCGCCUUGGAGAGAACCGCCGACGAGGUCACCGCGCAGGCGGCCAGCCAGGUUCCUACAAACGCCAGGACCCCAGGCGGCUCCGUGAGCUCGAGUACCGGGAAUGGCGAAGCCUUGGGGGAUGAGCCCCGAUGCCUGUCCAGAGCAUCUAUUUUGGACUGCCUUUUGGUGGAGCUUUAUGACACCUACGAUGGCUGCUAUAAGAGGAGCGCAGACAGCAUGGACAGCUCUACCGAAGCCUCUAGCUCGGACGCCUUCUUGGGAAGAAGUAAUUCCGGCUCCACUUUCCUCCAGGAGCUGCAGGAGAAGCACACUGGCCGGUAUCAAAUGAAUUACCUGGCUCAAAAAGACCCCGAGGAGCUGAAGUCGAUUAUCUAUGAGGUGAAGUAUCGCAUCGGGAUUCAAUCUGCAAAGUUAGUCCGCCAACUGAAGAGGAAGGACCGGCUGCAUAACAAGGUGCAGAAGAAAUGCGACAUUGUGACCGCCUGCCUGCAAGCCGUGUCUCCAAAAAGAUGGGUGGACACAAGGCUGAAGUUUACCCUUGAACCAUCCCUGGGUAAAAAUGGCUUCCAGCAGUGGUUCGAUGCCCUCAAGGCUGUGGCCCGACUGCCCACUGGCAUCCCCAAGGAGUGGAGAAAAAGGGUGUGGCUGACUUUGGCUGACCAGUACCUCCACAGCAUCUCCAUCGACUGGGAGAAGACCCUGAGGUUUGCCUUUAAUGACCGCAGUAACCCAGACGACGACUCACUGGGCAUCCAGAUCGUCAAGGACCUUCACAGGACUGGAUGCAGUUCCUAUUGUGGCCAAGAGGGGGAGCAAGACAGGGUGGUCCUGAAGCGAGUGUUGCUGGCCUAUGCACGUUGGAACAAGAAUGUUGGUUACUGUCAAGGGUUCAAUGUACUGGCGGCUCUUAUUCUUGAGGUCACUGAAGGAAAUGAAGGGGACGCUCUGAAGGUGAUGAUCUACCUGAUAGACAAGGUGCUUCCUGACAGCUACUUCGCCAACAACCUCCGUGCACUGUCCGUGGACAUGGCCGUGUUCAGGGACUUGCUGAGGCUGAAGCUGCCUGAGCUCUCUCAGCACCUGAACUACCUCCAGAAGGCAGCCAACCGCAAGGGUGGAGGGAGCUACGAGCCACCGCUGACCAACGUCUUCACUAUGCAGUGGUUCCUCACCCUGUUUGCCACCUGCCUGCCCCACCAUACCGUGCUGAAGAUCUGGGACUCGGUCUUCUUUGAGGGCUCGGAGGUGCUCCUGCGUGUGGCGCUGGCCAUCUGGGUGAAGCUGGCCGAGCGGAUCGAGUACUGUCAGAGUGCAGACGAAUUCUACAGCACUAUGGGCUGCCUGACCCAGGAAAUGCUGGAGAACAAUCUGAUUGAUUCCAACGAGCUCAUGCAGAUGGUGUACUCCAUGGCUGCCUUCCCGUUCCCCCAGCUGGCAGAGCUGCGUGAGAAGUACACCUACAACAUCACGCCUUUCCCCGCCCCCAUUAAGGCCAGCGGCAGCCAGGGGGGCCACGUGCGGGACAGUGACGACGAGGCUGAUGUCGACGAUGAGGACUCCCUGGCCAGUAUCCUGGGCUGCCUGGGGCCAUUUGGUGGCCUCCUGGCUCCUGAACUGCAGAAGUACCAGAGACACCUGAAAGACCAGCAGGGGGAGCUGAGCCAGCCCAGCCGGAACAUCGCCGAGCUGAGCCCGGGGGCGGUGGAGGCGGGACGGGCGGAGCACCAGGCCGCCAUCAACAGCAUGAUGCUGGAGCGCAUGAGCACGGACAUCAACGCCCUGAAGAAGCAAUACAGCCGCAUCAAGAAGAGGCAGCAGCAGGCCGGCCUGCUCUACAUCCGCGGAGGUUCAGAAGCACUUACAGAAACUGGGGUUUCUUCUGAUCCCCAGAGCCAGCCAAGUCUGGAUAAAUGUCCGGCCACCAGCCUGCUGGCCUCUCAGGUCCACCUGUCGCCUGUGGUCAACCACCUGCUCCUGGGGAAGCAGCCAAAAGGGCUAAGGGGCUCCAGGAAUGGCCUCAUCCCGGGGCCCCUCCCCCAGGCACACUCCAGCCCGGUCCGGAACGGAAGCCCACGAGGGCGGGCUCACUCACCAUGGCGCGCCCACGUCCGCACGCACCGGCAGAACAUGGCACGUGCCUGCGCCCAACUGGGCUUCACGGGCACAGCGGAGCCGGUGGACGACGGGACCGAGGAAGCGGAAAGCAGUGGGGAACUGGAGAGCAUGAAGCAGGAGCCAGACCAGGAGGGUGAAGAGACGCCCCCUGAGGUGGUCCCGCCACCCCCCCAGGCAGAACCGGAGGAGGGGCUUGAGCAGGUCGAGCAGAAGCUAGCCUCCCUGGAGCUGGAACAGGAACCAGAGCCGUGUGUUCCACCAAAGACUGAAACGGUUCCAGACUCGGACGCCCCCGUCCCAGUUCUGCCGCCCCCACCCCAGCCUGGCCGUCGCAAAGAGUCGGACUCCUCCUCCAGCUCUGAGAGCGGGAGCGGAAGCUCGCUGCAGCGCAGUCCCUCCGUCGCUACUCUGAGCCCCCGCGCCCCACCGACGGCAUUCUCGCCUUUCCCCAGCGUCAAACCGCUCCGCAAGUCCGCUGCCGCCCGGAACCUGGGCCUGUACGGCCCCACCGCGCGCACCCCUACCGUGCAUCUUCCCCACAUGAGCAAAAGUAUGAGACUCGUGGCCAGCAGCGCCACCAAGAGACGAUGACGGGGACUGAAGCCAGGCUGCUGUGAGACUCGCAGCCCCUCCCCCGCCUAUCUCCAUUUGGGCGGGGGGUGCAGCACUUAUUUCCCAAGUUACAGUAUUCAGAGUCAGGUUUAUGCUGCCACAACCGAAUGAUGGCUGACCUCAAACUCCCCUGGAGAAGAUGAGUGUCAUCUAGCACAUAAAAAUAUCUAUGCUCAGAUUAAAUAAUUGAUAUGGUUUUUGUUCUCUAAGAACCUGCACUGAAUGAAGUACAGCAUCGGUCCGUCCUCGGGGCGGGGAUCUGGGACAGCUGUGUGCGGAGUGUGAAUCUCAUAUCCCAUAACAGGUGUUGCGCUCCACUUCAGUGCGGUCAGUGUGUCACUCCAUGCUGAACAGCACACAUGCCAGGUUCCGCACAAUCGCUCACUGCUCUGCUGUGUAUGGAGAUGUGAACUCCAUACGUGUGCCUUAAGGACAGGUGUGCCAUAAGGGGCAGGAAUCAUUAUGGGGGGAGGUGGGGUCUAGGUCCCCUUUUGGAGCCACCAGGGAAAAGGUCCUGAGAUCUGGUUGUAUGUGCUGUGUGUCAGACAGGAGCUCAGCGGACGGGCUGCCCCUGGGUCCCGGUUUCUCAGCACCGUAAGGGGUCCCACCAUCCAUCCAUAUCAGUGAGACAUGAAGCUUCUAAGCCUGCUCUUCAUGGCUGUCUGCUUUCAUUCAUACCUGUAUGUUCUGCAUUCAGCCAGUUUAAUAGCCUAUUGAUGGCCAAGUUCUGUUUGUCAUGUGUUAUGGAGUGAAAAGCAACAUAAUGUGUAUUUAAGUGGAAAUGGGGAGUAUGGUGUGUGAAGCCGUUCCACUGUCUGGUCCUGAUAUCAGCUUUUCUGUUUUCAGUGUUCAUUAGAAUAAAUGCAUCAUGUAAGGCACAGUUUGCAGCUACAAAAUGGCAACACCUUCAGAUGGUCGGUGCGUUGCACUGAAAAUCUGACAUCCUGGUGGCUUUGUUGGGUACGACUCGAAUCCUUUGUAGUUCAGAUGAGUGUGAUCUUGUGUGAGACACUCCUGAUGAUUUACUUGUUGCAUUGCAUCAAAGCAGUUGGUUCCUUUAGUCUUAAAGUGUGUAAUGAAUGUGGGGGAAGCAUGUAUUGACCUUCCAGAAGUUUAAUUGCACAAUGUGGUUGUUGAUGUCUGUAAAGAAAAUGCCUGUAGGCUGGUGGAUCUGUAACUAUAAAGACUGAAUGCAGGGUUAGAACUUUGACCUAAGAAG